AUGGGAUUCAAGGUGUUCGAGGAGGAAGAAAGUGUAGAGAAUACACAACAACCUACUGCCAUUAACAAACAAACUCUCAAUGUUCUUGGUACGCGUAACAUCCAAAAAUCGUCAUCCGCACCAUCCAAAUUGGAAAACGUCGCUACCGAGAAGGUGCAAAGGGGACCAAAAGUAAACGCACGUAGGCAAGCAUUAGCGGAUGCUGCAGCUUUACCACCUAAGAAGCAAAUAGCUCAAUUGAAGAAAUCCUCUAUCAAGAAGACAGAAGGGAUGUCAGCAGAUGAAAUUAGAAGAUUGCGUCGUGCUGAGCUAUUACGCAAGCAGGGAGUGCUUAGCGAUACGAAGAAGCCAAGUUUCAGUCUAUAG
Wallemia mellicola CBS 633.66 is the source of this 366-nucleotide messenger RNA. RefSeq lists its product as hypothetical. NCBI's taxonomy places the organism in Eukaryota, Fungi, Basidiomycota, Wallemiomycetes, Wallemiales, Wallemiaceae. The record is from RefSeq and is a predicted model, not a curated record. The transcript has a single exon. Bases 1 to 366 code for a protein of 121 amino acids.